Solea solea (common sole) is the source of this 2769-nucleotide messenger RNA. Its product is annotated as ADP-ribosylation factor-like protein 14. Gene Ontology annotation, biological process: intracellular protein transport; vesicle-mediated transport. The record is from RefSeq and is a predicted model, not a curated record. The coding region runs from base 2044 to 2769 and encodes 241 amino acids. The transcript has a single exon. Gene Ontology annotation, cellular component: cytoplasm. Gene Ontology annotation, molecular function: GTPase activity; GTP binding. Lineage: Eukaryota; Metazoa; Chordata; Actinopteri; Pleuronectiformes; Soleidae.
CUGCUGCUGCUGCUGCACGGUGCCAACUUAAGUGACACUCUGUACCAGGUGCAGAGACUCGGAAUAGCUGGGACACGUACUGAUACAAAUGCUCAAGACGCGCAGUCAGUGAUUGCAGCGUAACCACGAAGUCAAGUGCGUCACACAAAAGUUUUACGGGAACUGUUAAACCGAUCUUUAUGGGGUUUGGCGCUUUAUAAGCGCGCGCUUGGGGCACUGGACCAACUACUAAUACAAAAGCAGCGAUUUAUAAGAUCUACUCUGUCUCUGGACUCGCUAUUAUUUUUGAUUGCAGUAUGGGACAGCAAGGCUCCAAAUCCUCCAUGGAGACGAGAGUGUUUUUCCAUCGCGUUGUCACAGUCGACAUGGAUCAGAGAACAGACGCAUGUUCAGCGUCUGCUACUGUUGUCCACAUUCAGAAGAAGGUGACCACUCAGUCCAUCUGUCUCCACUCUUCAACUCGGGCACCGGAGAAGUCGCCAUCCCGCUCUUGGCUCCAAAGCCGCUGUGACAGCAGUGGGCUGGUGUACGUGAUGGACAACCCAACCGGAGGCGUGUGGGUGAAGCCGGAGGAGAACUGGACUAGAUCCUGAUAGUAUCAAAUCUCUGAGUGACUUUCAAACGAAUUCAUCGACGAAAUUAAGUCCACGCGCCUCGUGAUCGGAUGCCCUGCGCGCCCUGAAGCUUUGGCGUCUUGAUUCCCAGCUGCUGCAGCAGCAGGAUGGCGGUGAUUUGCGCCUCCAAGAGUCGAGGUGGAUUUCUAUCGUGUCUGCGACGUCGGAGGAGAAUUGGAUCAUCAUUUAAAUUGAUUGAUUUAGUCAAAUGUGACACUGUCAUACUAAGAUGAUGAGAAGAUAUCUAAAGUAGCAUUCACCGUGCAAGAAUAAUGUGGAGUAGAUGAAACACAGGUGUCAGUUAGCACUGAGAGUUGGUCAGACCUUCCACUUUUGGAUGAAGCCGCCAUUCUGAUAUACAUCAGGGUCCACUGCCUCCCUCCUCCUCCAGUGCCUGACUUUUAUUUAUUUACCUUUGGUUUUAUUUGACUUAAACUCCCUUUGCACACUUAAUUUAACGAAUGUCUUAUGGUUUAUUGAUUGUUUUUGGUCACAUUUUUAAGUAUGACGCGUGGAGGUCAGUGGAGAGUAAAGACAACAUUAGAAUGUCUUUCAGUAACUCGAGCCUUUCAUAUUACUGAGUUUUUUAUUGGCGUUCUGGAGAGUCAUCUGGGUUUUACAGAAGUAUGUGGGGAAUAUGACGAUGAUAACAUCCAUCAGAUGUUGAAUAUCGAUCUCAUAGAUGGAAUGAAUUGACUGUUUUUUAAUGUUGAACUGAAAUGUGAAGAGUCCAAAGUGGUUCUUCAGAGAGAACAUUUUUAUUGUUAUUCUUUGGUUCUUGAGGACUGCAAUGUUCAUAUUACUUCAGGUUGUGUAUCAUGUUACUGUGAACAUUAAAUUCCUGAGGAAAAUAAAUAAGCACUGUAUUUCACGAUUUAACUAAAGGGUGACACCUUCACACGUAUUAAUUGAGAGAUGUGUAAGAGCAAAUUGAGGUGUUAAAGAAGACCAAAGACCCCAUCUACUCUGAAACAGUGUUGAAUUGAACUCUUUUAUUGUUAUUUAAACACACAUCUUACGCUUAGUGCAAGUUUAACAUUCCCAGUGUUAAACUUGCAGUAUAUUUGGUCCUAAAUGAAAUGGAUGUUACAUUUUAGUGUUACUGUAACAUACCAUUUCACAAACUAUUAUACCUCAAAUCUAUGUGGUUUCAUUGGGUAUAUCUACUUAAGUGCACUUACAGAUGAUAGAUCUCAGUGGGUUUAUCCUAAUUAGAUUGAAUAUUUAUAUGCAAUUUCCUAAAAUGCAUUGUGACAACACUUCCCUUGCAUACAAAUGGAACAUGCACUGUAUAAAAUACAGAUGGACAUUGUUGAUUUUAUUACAACGGUGUAUUUUACAGUGCACAAUACCGCGGCACCAACGUCAGGAGCGAACUUUGCUCCCUGGCGUGGCUCUUUAUCUGUGAGUUAUUGGCCUCCUGGAGCAAAUGGUUCAUUUAUUAAACACCGGGCAACGCACUGAGCAAACACUGCGUCAAAACACGGUACUGUAUGAGGAAGAUGUGACUUCCCACCUCGAGUUGACUGUCUCACCUCCCCACGUAGCAAUGGGCCUUCGAGGAUCUAAGCCACCUGAAGCCCAUGUUCUUCUUCUGGGCCUGGACAACGCGGGGAAAUCCACUCUCCUCUAUAAACUGAAGCACAACUUGAGUGUGAGCACCGUCCCCACGAUCGGCUUCAACGUAGAAACGAUUGAGACGAGGAAGAAGGGCAAGAACAUCGCCGUGAUACUGUGGGAUGUGGGUGGUCAGGGCAGUAUGCGCGAGCAUUGGAGGAGUUUCCAUCCGGACGCGGCAGCUGUGGUGUUUGUCGUUGACAGCGCGGACCAGGAGCGUCUGGGAGAGGCGCGACGGGAGCUGGAGAAAACGCUGGCGAGCGAGCCUCUGUCCGGCCUUCCGCUUAUUCUCAUCGCCAACAAACAGGACGUGCACGGCGCUCUGACUGCAACGGAAAUGAAGGACAAGAUUAACCUGAAGAAGGUUUGUUCGGGACGGGACUGGUUCGUCCAGCCUUGUUCCGCAUCCACGGGGUUUGGAGUGGAAGAUGCCUUCAAACGAGUGGUCCAAAUGGUCAAACUGUCAUCAGAACCUGGCGCGAUGAAGGAAAACAUCAAGGACACAGUGCACUAUUUAAAAGCAACCAGCAGACACUGA